CCUCGGUGUAUGUCAGACGAGGUGGAGCAAUAACACUUAAUUGUCCAAAUACAGAUGGUACAGCGCAAUGGUCAGUUACAUCUCCUUCUGUCUUCAUUUACACUAUCGGAACAGACAUCAAUCCGACAAUACCUAAUUCUUUAAGAACCAGACUGGCUGUUGAUAUACAUAACGGGACAUAUAGCCUUGGAAUCAGUGAUGUACAGCUGUCAGAUGUCAGGGAGUACAGAUGUACCACCGGAGUCACAGACACUUUCUAUCAUCUACUACUGUACAUUCCACCAGUAUUUCCUGAAAUAGAGAACACAUUUGCCGUAAACGGUCAUAACAGGACAAGAGGGACGGAGGAUGGAAGUCUUACUUUGUCCUGUAACGCACGUGGCGGAAUCCCGGUGGCAAACGUGUCGUGGAUAAAAAAUAAUGUCUAUCUUGUUAUGAAUGACAGCACAGCCCAUUACACAAAAGUGUUUACUCGAGCAGACGACAGGACAAUGUACAUAUGUCAGUCUAGUAGUCCAGCCCUGACCAGUCCCCAGACUACCAGUGUGUUGGUAUACCUAGAUUUAAAACCGGGAGAGCCGGAAAUCCCUGAACAGGUUUCCCAGAUAGAAAACAAGAACCUACAGGUAGUUUGUAUUUCAACUGGAAGUAGACCACCCGCCAACAUACAGUGGAAUAUUGGGCGUAAAUGGCUAUCCUCCAAUUCUACUGAUGUCAUGGAACUUGACAGCUCAACAGAAACGUAUACUUUGACGUCGACAUUAUCCCUCCUUGUAACACGUCACAACGAUGGGGAGUCUGUGUACUGUAGAGCCAGUAACCGGGCCUUGCCUGCGGGGAUCGAGUCAGUUACCCGCACUUUAACAGUAUUGUACCGCGCUGACAUCAACGUUAGCGGUAAAAACACAACAUACACGUCAUCCGAGAGACUACUGACUUGCGCACCUGAUGGUAAUCCAAACAUCUACAAAUUCGGUAGAUGGAAACAUACAGCGGAGGACGGUUCAGAGAUACGUCAGUUGACCGGAAGUUCAAAUUCCACACACUCGGUCCUGACCCUGCCCGACCCCGGCGUACCACGACGAUAUGAGGAUACCGGUUACUACAUAUGCAUAGCCACUAACAAUGUCCCAGACUCGUCCUCCUCCACGUCUGGCUCUGUCUUCUUCGUCGUUGAAGCUCCUCCUUUGGUAAUAACCAACGCAACAGUGAUCAAGGAACAGUUAGGGAACAACGCCACUAUUGAGGUAGAGUUUUACAGUAGACCAACAGUACAUCCUAAUGACAUCGAGUGGACCAGAAAUCCUAACAGAUUAUCUCCCCCUGUUAGAGCUCUAACGUCUAUAGUAGACAGGUCACUCUUAGUGGCUUUCCAUGGCGUAGACGUUCACGUCAAAGGCUAUGUGACUAUACUGAGAAUAAGUAUACUAACAGAACUGGACUUUGGUGACUACACUGUGACAAUAAACAACAGCAUUGGGGUGACAAACCACACAGUGAAACUAUUAAAAGCAGGUGGCAGACCUCAAAGCGGAAAUAAAAGGUAA
Messenger RNA from Pecten maximus, 1547 nucleotides. RefSeq names its product cell adhesion molecule 2-like. Gene Ontology annotation, biological process: cell-cell adhesion. The record is from RefSeq and is a predicted model, not a curated record. Lineage: Eukaryota; Metazoa; Mollusca; Bivalvia; Pectinida; Pectinidae. Bases 435 to 1547 code for a protein of 370 amino acids. The transcript is spliced from 6 exons. Gene Ontology annotation, molecular function: cell adhesion molecule binding. Gene Ontology annotation, cellular component: cell-cell junction.